Hyaloscypha bicolor E is the source of this 552-nucleotide messenger RNA. RefSeq lists its product as uncharacterized. NCBI's taxonomy places the organism in Eukaryota, Fungi, Ascomycota, Leotiomycetes, Helotiales, Hyaloscyphaceae. The record is from RefSeq and is a predicted model, not a curated record. The annotation marks the transcript as partial. The transcript has a single exon.
UGUUACGAUAAGGUAAUAUUACAGUAGUGGUAAAGAGCUUGAAUUGAGCUAAAGGCUGUGUGCCGGGCUAAAAGCACUGGCUACACGCUAAGUCACGUGCAAUGGCACCACGUGACUGGUGCCACGUAACAAGUCCCCCCCUUCAGACUUCAAAAGACGACGUCCUCGUCGCAAUAUAGCCAUUCUAGGCUACCCAAACGAGAAGUCCACUAGUAUGGAGUGUGCUUCCCGCCCCCAAGAGCUUACAUCUUACUCCCAAGGGCCCUGCGAGAAGCAGGCCAUAGUAACGUAUAUCCCAGAAUAUGCCCCCUACUUGUAUAUUGCCUCCCUCUCUACCACACUUCUUGUUCGCGCCGUAUCCAGUCUUAAUAACCUCCCAAUUGCAACCACCAUGUAUGCCAUGUGCCCUAAUAGGAGGGACACUAGCCAAGUAAAGACUUGGGGAAGUGAGGAGUCGGACGGCUCUGCCGGCGGGGGUGUGAAGCGUGGCAGGAAGCUCUUUCUGCAGGGGCGAGGGGAACAUCGCUUUAUUGCUGUGGUAAUCCGUAUCGU